AUGACCGGUAAUGAUAGUAUAUUCAACAAAUUAAUUGUUAAAUUGAGUAAUGAUGGGACGACGAAAAAACGAGGACUAUUUUCGAAAUUAGUUUAUAAAUUGACACCGACACAAUCAGUUGAUCAUGAUGAUGGCGAUUCAAAUUCAAUGGCUGUUGAAAAGCAGACAGAAGCAGCAAGACAAACAGGCACUAUAUGGGAUAUUAUUAGAAAAGCAGAUCAAGCAUCAUUAGAAUAUAUGUUAAGUACUGAUCCUAGUAAAGUUAAUGAACGAGGAUUUGUGGGAGAAUGUCCUUUGCAUAUGAUGUUUAUUUAUGGAACUGAUUCUCACAUAGAAAUGGCUAAGUAUGUUAUCGGAAAAUUUCCAGACGCCACUACACAAAUUUACAAUCAAGCGGAAUACUAUGGAGAAAAUGUCCUACAUAUAGCCAUUAUAAAGAAGAAUGCAGCAAUGGUAGAUUGGUUGUUAGUUGAUCCAAGUAAUAAACCGUAUAAAGAAACGUUGUUAAAAGCAACAGCAUCAGGAAAUUUUUUCAAAGAUGGACGACCUUGCUACUAUGGUGAGUAUCCAUUAGCAUUUGCUGCUUGUACAAAUCAAUGGAAUUUAGUUGAAAUUUUAAUUAACAGUGGAGCAGAUAUGGACAUGGCCGAUAGUAAUGGCAACAAUAUCUUACAUUUAUUAGUUAUUCAUAAUUUACCGAACCUUUAUACUAAAUAUAAGGCACGAUGGAUUGAAGAAAAUCAUCGUAAAAAAGGCAUAUUAAACGACGAUUUUAGUCCUCCAACUUUGGUUAAUGAAUUUGAUAAUGAAGUUCCAUUAUGGAAACGUUUGAAUAAAGAAGAUUUAACACCAUUAACAUUAGCUGCAAAAUUAGGACAAAAAGAAAUGUUUUCAUUUUUAUUAGAAGAACGAAAAAUAGUUCAAUGGACAUUUGGACCUGUUAGUUGUGUUCUCUAUCCAUUAGAUCAACUCGAUUUAGGAUUACCCGUCGAGGGUAAAGAAGUUGAGAUAGGUGGAUUAGAAUUGAUUGUGAAACACGCACAUGUUGACCUAAUAAUGCAUCCACGAAUGAUAGAUUUAAUCGAUAAAAAAUGGGAUCGAUUUGCGGGACGAAUAUUUUUUAAGCGUUUUAUGAUUACAUUGAGUUAUUUAUUUGUAUUUAUGCUUACCAUCAUAUUUGAACAAACACGAACCGAAACGGUUGAAGGAGAAGGUGAAGACGCGGUGAUAACCAGUGUUGAAUAUCCAAAAAACUACAUUUAUCUGCUGCAUCGAAUUGGUAAUGGAUUUGUGUUAGCUGGAGCACUAUGGAAAGGAAGAUGUGAAGUUAAUGAAAUGAUUGGAGCUGGUCUAAGAAAAUAUCUUAGUGCAACAGGUUCUGGUUUUGUUGAAAAUAUGUUGGCGUGUGCAUUUUGUUUUUGUAUUCUAAUGGUAAAUAUUUUACGCUUUUUUGAUAUAAGAGCAAAUAUUGCGUUUCUGGCUAUGGCAUCCAUUGCUGGUUGGGGUUAUAUGUUAUUUUUCGUCAUGGCAUUUCGAUUAACCGGACCAUUUAUUGUGAUGAUUUCUGAAAUGUUAUGCAAUGAUGUUUUAAGAUUUUGUAUUAUAUAUAUGGUAUUUUUAGCCGGAUUCUCGCAGGCAUUUUUUGUUCUUUUCAAUUUUAAUGGUUUUAGUGGAUUUUUGGAAAGUGUUAAACAAUGCUUUCUUGGCAUGUUGGGUGAUUUUGAUAUUGACACUUAUGCCCAGACAACAUUUCAAUAUGUCAGUGUCGGUUUAUUGAUUGUUUACGUUGUUGUUGUAACCAUUUUAUUGUUGAAUUUAUUAAUUGCUAUGAUGGGUGAUACAUAUGGGAAUGUAAUCGAGGGAGCAACACAAAUUUGGCAUUUGGAACGUGCUCGUAUUGUGUAUGCAAUUGAAAAUGAAAUGUCCACUGAAGCACGAAAUUUAGAAACAAAUAAAUAUUGGACUAAUGUUGAGGGUGAACGAUAUUUACAAGUAGAAGAAGUAGAUGACGAACAUUUUAGACCACACAAAAAGAAAAAGCAUGACGAUGAGAAAGAUGAUGACUAA
Molecule: messenger RNA, 2067 nt
Organism: Didymodactylos carnosus
Lineage: Eukaryota; Metazoa; Rotifera; Eurotatoria; Philodinida; Philodinidae
Source: the annotation of a GenBank genome assembly